UGCGCAUUGGUUCCUCGUCUGGACCCUCCCGGAGCUCUUCCGGGUGUGGAUAACCCACAUUUCCUUCUGCCCACACGCAUUCCCAAGAAAACAUCCUGGAUAACUGGCCGAGCUGCGUGGGAGUGCAAACCAACGAAUGAAACAGAACACUCGAGCUGGCAGCCAGAUAGUUCGCGAAGACACACACAGGACAUGUUUGACGACCGACGGUGGGAACCGUGGAAUAUUUGAGAUGUCAGCGCAUCAUUUCCAAACACCAUUAGUCAGCCAGCUGUUGUUCACAUUUCGAGUUUGCAGACCUUCUCUGUACUAAAUCUUUUCACUAUACAAGACGUUAAGCAAGCAGUUUAAAUAGGGAAACAAUAUGUGGCGAUAUACUUUGGCUAUUGCUCUCAUUGUCAUUGCGCAUUAUGUCAACGGAGAGCCACAAACGCGUCCAUCCUCAGCGAUGCAGCUGAAUUCGACAUUACCCCCUCAAGAAGAAAAUUCAUCACAUAAUGCAACAGAUGCAGCGGUUGGAUCUCGUAUUUCUACCAUUUUAAGGGAUCUUCCUACCAUCAAAAGCAUUUCGAUUUUCAUCUGCGUAUUAACAGUCUUGCUAAUCACGUGCCUUGUCAUAAAAAUAUUCAGAUCGGCAAAGAAGAUCAGAAAAACGCGCAAGUAUGACAUCAUCACAACUCCCGCCGAGCAUGUAGAGAUGGCGCCUUUAAAUGAAGAAAAUGACGAAGACGACGACUCGACCCUGUUCGAUGUAAAGUACAGGUGA
Molecule: messenger RNA, 766 nt
Organism: Sinocyclocheilus grahami
Lineage: Eukaryota; Metazoa; Chordata; Actinopteri; Cypriniformes; Cyprinidae
Product: membrane protein FAM174B-like
Exons: 2
Coding region: 365-766 (133 amino acids)
Source: RefSeq, a predicted model, not a curated record